Molecule: messenger RNA, 360 nt
Organism: Acanthamoeba castellanii str. Neff
Lineage: Eukaryota; Discosea; Longamoebia; Acanthamoebidae
Product: developmental protein
Exons: 5
Biological process (GO): phospholipid catabolic process
Cellular component (GO): extracellular region
Molecular function (GO): glycerophospholipase activity
Source: RefSeq, a predicted model, not a curated record
AUGAAGCACACGUCGGACUACUGGAUGCACGUGUCCCUCAUCCUGCAACAGUUCGACGGACUCGUCGCGGGCUAUCAAGCGAGCCUCCUCCCUCACAGGAACCUAUCCUCCUUCGACUUGUACCUUCUCAAUUCUGCCGGAGACAUUGAGGAUCUGGCCAACCUUUACCCUCAGCCGGGCAUGCGCCGAUCGUUCAAGCCCGAGGCGCCCCUUGAGUUUACCGACUGCAGCGCUCUUAUCACGUUGCUGCCCAAGAGUGCGGACCUGUUCGCUGGGCACACCACUUGGACCGACUACUACAGCAUGAACCGAAUCUACAAGCACUAUUCGCUGCCCCUUACCGGAGCGGCCGCCGUGAAC